AUGAUUGAGUCCCAAAGGUUGCAUGAGAUUAGAAUGAAGCAACGUACAAUUAGAGGAGAAGUCCUUCAAGGAAUAGAGGAGGCUAUGCGUCGUGGCGAUGACGAAGCUUCUUCAAUUGGGACACGAAUCAUUUUGCCUUCUUCUUUCACUGGUGGUAGACGUUAUAUGUUUAACCGUUGUCAGGAUGCCAUGACAGUUUGUAAACAUUUUGGCUAUCCAGAUUUAUUUCUCACUAUUACGUGUAAUCCAAAUUGGCCUGAAUUUCAGCGGUUUUCAGAGCGAGAGCGAAUUCCCAUAGCUGAUCGUUCUGAUAUCUCUUGUCGUGUCUUUCAUGCCAAGUUGAAGUGCCUCCUUAGCGAUCUCAAGGAAGGUGUGUUUUUUGGUCCACUUAAUGCAACUCACAUAAAUCUUGAGUUCUGUAACAAGUCAAAUGUGAUUAAGUACUUUUUUAAGUAUGUCAAUAAGGGUCCAGAUCGGGUGACUUCAACUAUUGGAAAAAUAUAUGAUGUUCGUGAAUCUUCUCAGGUGGUUGAUGAGAUCAAACAGUAUUACGAUUGUCGUUAUUUGUCACCAUCUGAAUCCAUGUGGAGAAUUUUUGCUUAUGAUAUUCAUCAUAGAUGGCCGGCAGUACAGAGGUUGACUUUUCACUUGCCAAACCAGCAACAUGUUGUAUUCGAUGAUGCUGAUAUCACUACUCAUGUUUAUUUGCAGAACAAAAAUUUGCUGACGAUGUUUACGGGUUGGAUGAUGGCCAACAGGCGGUUCCCGGAGGGGAAGUCUUUAACAUAUGUUGAAUAUCCAGGCAAAUUUGUCUAUUGUUCGAAUAUCAGGGAGUGGAAGCCAAGACAGAGGGGAUUCUCAAUUGGAAGAUUAAGUUUUACUCAUCCCUCAUCUGGUGAACUUUUCUACAUGCAGAUGCUUUUGAAUGUGCAGAGAGAGGCAUGUUCUGCCAUGGGAUUCUUGAUAGAUGAUAAGGAGUAUGUUUCUGCUAUUAAGGAAGUCGCCGAGUUUGCGUCAGCUGCACAGCUAAGGAGGCUUUUUGUGAUGUUGUUGCUAUAUGGUUCCAUGGGAAGACCUCUGUCAGUUUGGGAACAAACUUGGACUUAUUUGUAUGAUGAUAUUCUUUAUCGCAGAAGACAUGAGCUACAAUAUCCUGAUCUAAGGAUGAGUCAGGACGAGUUGCAAGUAUUUUGUUUGUUGGAGAUUGAGAAACUAUUGCAGAGUAAUGGAAAAUCAUUGAGAAAUUAUGCUGGCAUGCCAGUUCCUAAUAACUCUUUAGUCUCUCAAUUUAGCAAUUUGAUGUUGUUGCGUGAGUUUCAGUAUGAUAUUGUUUCUUUGACUCGUGAGCACGAUGCAAAUGUCUCCAAGUUAAAUGAAGAACAGAUAGUGGUCUACGAUAAAAUUAUUGAUUGUGUUUCGAAUAAGAGAGUUUUGUCAGCUAGAUUGCGAUCUGAGAAAAAGAUUGUUAUAAACAUUGCUUCUAGUGGUAUUACUUCUCUGUUGUUACCUGGUGGUAAAAUGGCGCAUUCUAUGUUCAAUAUUCCUGUUGAGCUGACUGAAGACACUAUUUGUCGGAUUAAAAAGGAUAGUCCAAAAGCUGAGGUAGUCCUGUUGGCCGAUUUGAUUAUUUGGGAUGAGGCACCGAUGACUAACAAAUUAGCAUUUAAAGCUCUCGAUAGGACUUUACGGGAUAUAAUGGUUUCGAUCUCUAAUAGGAAUAAAGAUUUACCUUUUGGUGGGAAGGUGGUCGUUCUUGGUGGUGAUUUCAGGUUAGCAAGUGGAUUGGAACAAUCAACUGCUCAGGAGUUAAGGUCGUUUUUAGAUUGGAUACUUCAUAUCGGUGAAGGUCAUCUAUGUGGAACUCUGGUCAACGACAAACUUCUUGUUGAUAUUCCUUCUGAUCUAAUCAUUCCUGUUUUGGAAAACCCAGUGGAAGAUAUUGAUAGGGCAAUAUUGGCUCCGACUGUUGAGAAUAUUGAAGAGAUAAAUAAUUAUAUAGUUGAGUUAUUGCCUGGUGAGGAGAAAAAUUAUCUCAGUGCUGAUUUGAUAUGUGGUAGUGAUGCUUAUUCCGAUGUUGAAGUUGAUUGGAUAAAUGUUGAAUUCUUGAACCAGAUUAGGUGUUCUGGUCUACCUAAUCAUUCGUUAAAGUUGAAAAUAGGCGUGCCUAUUAUUUUGUUGAGGAAUGUUGAUCCAGUUGGGGUUUGUAUAAUGGGACUCGACUUGUUGUGCGAGAUCUAG
Molecule: messenger RNA, 2238 nt
Organism: Arachis duranensis
Lineage: Eukaryota; Viridiplantae; Streptophyta; Magnoliopsida; Fabales; Fabaceae
Exons: 7
Coding region: 1-2238 (745 amino acids)
Biological process (GO): telomere maintenance; DNA repair
Molecular function (GO): DNA helicase activity
Source: RefSeq, a predicted model, not a curated record